This is a messenger RNA of Chilo suppressalis (striped riceborer), 37658 nucleotides long. The record is from the annotation of a GenBank genome assembly. NCBI's taxonomy places the organism in Eukaryota, Metazoa, Arthropoda, Insecta, Lepidoptera, Crambidae.
AGGCGACGUGAAGUGCGUGUAAAUAGGACAAGCGAGUCCGUAGUGAUAAUAAUCGGGAUGCGAUAAAGUCCCGCUAGAGAAGUACACCGCUUGCUGCAUACAACGCGUGGCCAUAAUGCGGAGCAUCGUGUUGAAGAACGGCCGACCCGGCAACACAGCCUCGUCCAACGAUUUGGAGAACGAUUUGUUGGUUGAAACGUCGAUUUCGAAACCCUGACGACAAAACGCUAUCUUUAAAAAACAAACCGAAUUGAGAAAUCCUCCUCUUUUGAAGUCGAUUAAAAAACUUAUUUGCAUAUUUUGCGGAAAGAGGAAUUGUUUUUUAAUACCUCACCUAAUUGCUCAAUUUAAAUUACAUUUGUCCCUCGACUCAUAAACAAAAUAACCCAGACUUUAGAGAUUUACAUUGAAACAAUUUUGAAAGUAAAAUGUUGUUUUAAAUAUGUCACCCGAGUUACAAAGAUGGAAUCCUUAAAAUAUACAUCGGGAUGCGAUAAAGUCACGCUAGAAAAGUACACGGCUUGCUGCAUACAACGCGGGGCCAUAAUGCGGAGCAUCGUGUUGAAGUACGGCCGGCCCGGCAACACAGACUUCUCCAACGAUUUAGAGAACGAUUUGUUGGUUGACACGUCUAUUUCGAAACCCUAACGGCAAAACGCUAAUUUUAACUUAAAAUGUUGUUUCAAAUAUGUCAAGUGACAAAGAUAAAGGUAAAUAGAGAAAAUAUGACGUAUUUCAAAUACAACGUAUUACAGGCGGGUGACGUCACACAUUUAACCGUCAAACAGUACAAAGUAAUGUCACUUCGACAGCAUGUUUUCAAGCAGGAGACGUCAGUUUAGGUUUAACCAAUCCUUCGGAGAUCGGAGAUUUCGGUUACGUAACAAUAGAUCAAAAUAUAUAUUUUUAUUUCAUGAUUUUAGUAAUAUUAUCAACUAUUUUUUUGGCAGAAUAGUGAAAUCACUCUCAAUUUUCUUUUUUUUUUAUUAUCGUGAUAUAGGUCGCGGCACUUAACUCUAGCGCUGAACAAAACGCGGAUGGGAUAGCUGCGCAUGGGUACGACUGGAGAGUCAAUCGGCGCAACGCACAACCGUCCGAGCACCUCGUUUCCCCCCAAGACAUCUUAAUUUUUAAUUCUGCGCAAUAACGGUCAGCGCGAGUUUCGUGCCGCGACUCAUACCUCGACUCAUUAUCAAAAUAACCAAGACUUUAGAGAUUUACAUAAAAAAAUUGUGAAAGUAAACUUAAAAUGUUGUCAUAAUUUUAAUUUUUUAAGCAUGUAACUGCUUGAUGUUUAAAUCUAAAGAAAAUAUAACUAGAAAUAAUUACACGCUAUGUUAAUUAAAAUGCACGCAAUUAAAAUGUUGUGUUAAAUAUGUCAAGUGACAAGGAUGGAUGUCUUCAAAUGGACAUCGUGAUACGAUAAAGUCCCGCUAGAGAAGUACAUAAUGCGAAGCAUCGUAUGGAAGAACGGCCGGCCCGGCAACACAGACUCAUCCAACGAUUUGUUGGUGGAUACGUCGACUGACGAUAAAACGUUAUCUUUUAAAAACAAACCGAAUUGAGAAACCCCUCUCUUUUUGAAGUCUAUUAAAAAAAAAUGCAUAGCUUUGCGGAAAGAGGAAUUGUUUUUUUUAUUACCUCACCAAAUUGCUCAAUUUAAAUUACAUUUGUACCUCGACUCAUAAACUAAAUAACCCAGACUUUAGAGAUUUACAUUGAAACAAUUUUGAAAGUAAACUUAAAACGUUGUUUUAAAUAUGUCACCCGAGUGACAAAGAAUCCCGCUAGAAAAGAACACGACUUGCUGCAUACAACGCGGGGCCAUAAUGCGGAGCAUCGUGUUGAAGAACGGCCGGCCCGGCAACUCAGACUUAUCCAUCGAUUUGGAGAAUGAUUUAUUGGUGUAUACGUCGAUUUUGCAACCAUGACGACAAAACGCAAUCAUAAAAAAACUAUAAGUUAGAGAGCGAUUUGUUGGUCGAUACGUCGAUUUCGAAACCCUGACGACUAAACGCUAUCAUCAUAAACAAUACAAUUCUAUUAGUUGGAGAAUGUUUUGUUGGUUGAUACGUGAAUUUCGAAACCCUGACGAUAAAACGGUUUUUUUAUGAUAGUCAUAAAAAAACCGAAUGGAGAACCACCUCCUUUAUUAAAGUUGUUUCAAAAUAUAUUCACAUGACUUUUAGUACAGUCAUUUGACGAGAAAUAUAGUGGUUACCUGGAAAGUUUACCGGGAGUUUUGAUAUUGGUAAUUUUAUAAAAUUUGAGGUGCUCUUUCCGAAUUCCGACUUUGCCACCUCGCAUUUUUGCCGCUCGCACAGCCAUAUUGGAAAAAUGGCGCCUAAAAGCAGUUUUUCGACAAUAUCUCCUUUUCAACCCAUUUUACGAUAAGAAAAGUUAAAUACAAAAUGGAACUAGAGACAAUUGCCUACAAUAUAUCGCACCUCCGGUGCGACACUGUCACUUAUGCAAAAAAAUCAUUUUUUCAGGAGAAGCGUUUAAAACUUUAACAUCCCAAAACAUACAAUAUUUAAAGUUUUUUUUAAAUUUUAUUUAGAUGAAUAGCUAAGCAGUAUAAGCUUUUCAUCACGUAAAAAUCUUUAAAUAUUGUAUGUUUUGGGAUGUCCAAGUUUUAAACGCUCAUCCUGAAAAAAAAAUGUUUUUGCAUAAGUGACAGUGCCGCACCGGAGGUGCGAUAUGUAUCCAUAUUUUUUUUCAUAAAGUCAAUAGUUUUGGCGUACGAGCGCCGCAAAGUGUACUCCGUGUAAGGUAUCUGUGAAGUUAGCUGUUUAUGAGUACAAGUAGAUGAAGUUAGUUGAAUAUUGUACAAAUUUUCUUCGCGGCAUUGGUCAUUUCAAAUUGGCCCGCUUUUAUUGAGACAACUGCGAUCUGUUAGACGGAGCAUUUAGUUUGACUUAAAAAAAAACUUUAUUUGCUCACAAUCACUUUAUUUAUAUAUUUAUGUUUGUUAUUACACUGCUAUAACUUUAUUGUUCACUACUACUUCCUUUUAGUUUUAAGGACAACGAUUCGCGACGGGCUAGUUUACUAGGCCGUUGAAUAGUUCCUCAGAGUUUCCUUGCUGAAGGCCAACCGGCAGGCAGAAACCAGGUCCGUUGUUGGGCAGCAAUUCCACAAAUCAGAACAAGACUAACUGUAAUAUUGAAAUCGCGGGUUUUUAUACAAAAAACAUUGCUGAUCACAAAUUUAAUAUUGGAAAUAAUUAUUCAUUAUAGUUUUCCUAAGUCAGCAACAUUUCUGUAGUAGGCAUUAGGUAGGCAGGUUAUAACACCUCCCCCCAUUAAAACGCAGCAUCCGAGAGAGGGAUGUGAGUAGUAGAGAAAAAGUAAGAUAGAGAAAAAAAAAAGAAAAAAGUAGUAGAACAUCAAUAUUGUAUACAGUUACUUAAUUACAUCCUUAGAAUCGAAGUAGCAUAAAAAUUAAAGGAAACAUAAAAUUGAAAAAUUAUGCAGUUUAAGAGAAAAAACAAUACUUAUAAUCUAAGAUAUAAUUAUUACACAUUUAUUGGAAGUCUAAAUUACGUUUAGGUGAAUUAAUAGAAGAGUUAGAAUCAGAAUUAACGCUAGACAUUUCAAAGUUGGAUACAGUUCUAUCAAGUAUAUUAUUAGAACUUGAAUGAGUUACUGAAGUAUUGUUAUUAGGUUUAGUAUAACAUGAAUUAAAUAUUUUUAUACAACAACUAGUACUUGUAGAGUUACUACGAUUACGCCUAUGUCUAUUUCUACAGCAAAUACAUUUAUAUAACUUAUAAAAUAUGAAACUAAACAUACAUACAGAGGCUAUUGUGGUAAUUAUACUAAAGUAGUUUCCAUAUUUGCUAUGAUAUGGCUGAGUUUGUAUUCGGUCAAGCUCUUCUGUGGCUUGAUUAAGUUUAUGAGAAGCGUAUUGCAACGAAUCUAGAUUUAUAUGAGAGAUAGCCUUACAGGUGUCAGAUAUGGAAUACUGCUAUUUAUUGUCUUUUUGGAACAGCAAUCAUCCUCUAUGAUAUUGAAAUGAGUAGAUGGCAAAUGUAUACUAGAAUGGUAUUCAUUUGCAGCAAUAAACUGUAGCAAUUUAUGAUAAGCUUUGCAGCUUUUCUGCAACUGAAGGAUUCCUGUUCCAACUACAUCAUAGUCUGUCAUCAUAUUAUUACAAUUAACCGAUAGCUUAGAAAUAUCACUUAGUACAUAAAUCCACCUAUUACUAGUUAGUUUUUGCCAAACAUCUAUAUUACCUACAAGCACCUUAUAAUCACACGUCGCGGGUAUUUGGUUCACGUAUUCCGAUAAGAUAGUCACUUCACAGAUUGGAUUUGACACUGAGGAAUGGACACUAUUAAGUUUACACAGAUUGUAAUUGUCUUUUACCACUUUGCAUUUCACUUAGGUUGUCUAAUAAAGAGUAUGUCAACUUAUCCUCUGUUAAGGCUAAAUAUUUAGUUGUAGGAUUAAUCAUGGCGAAUGAAUUAGGGUUGUGUAUAUCAUGGGGUGUAGGCAGAGCAUAAACGUGAUAGAGCUUAUAGUCAGUUAAUAAAGUUAAAGGUAUUCUUAUUAUUAAAAAUUAACUUGUUAUCGCUAAGAAAUGAAGAAAUGUCGGCUAAAUCUAAGAGAAUGUGAGCAUUAUCUAAACUUAUAGGAAGCGGAAAGUUACGAGCUACUAAAUCGUUAUUUGAACUUAGUUCUUUAUAUAGUAGAAUGGGGUUUAGAACAGAAGGAUGAACUACAUUCUGUUUCCCAAAAAGAAUAGCAUCUAUCAGGUCUUUUAAACUAAAAUUAAGGAUAAUCAAGGAACUUUCUAUUGCACUGAAAGUCAUGGCAAGAUGAGUAUUAACUUCUAUCUUAUUAGUAUUUUUUGAAACAGUAUCCAAUAUUUUAUGCAACUUUUCCACAUUGUUAUUCAACGUAAUUUCGUUAGCGUUAAGUUUUUGUAUAGUAUUAUUAAAAGUAGAUAUAGUAGAAGAAAUAAUAUGAAUAUUAUCUUUCAUUAGGGAUGCUAAAUGCCUUUGGUCAUCUUGAACGGCGUUUAUAGCAUCGGUGAAUGUUUUUGCAUCAUCAUCGUCUAGGGAACUAAAGAGCUGUUUUAGGAUAGGACCUCCGACACCAAACCAUGCUGAUCUUUUCUGUUUACGAUGGGACUCCAAGGAAGUUAAAUGAGAUAAUGAGAUAAACUUGUUAUUUACGUUGACAUACAAACUUUCUAGAGGACUUAAUACAUUAGCACAAUCAAUAUGCAUUUCGAAAGAAGAAUAUUUGUUACAAAUGUCUUUAGAAGUAUCUAUUGCUUGUUUAACAUUAUGUAUAUGUGGUUUAAUAUAAGAAAAAUCAAAAUAGGUAAGAAUGUUCCAAUGAUCAUUAUAGAAUUUUAAUAUUCCUAGGGAGUCGAAGUAUACACCGGGACUGUUCACGAUCGGCGUUGUUAUGUUUGCCGAGAUGAGUCCUGGCACGAUGGCCCUGGAAGAGAAUUAUCAUGAGCCAAUUUUAUUUCGUCAAAGUGAUAUCUAAUUUGUUUGCGGUUCAUAAGAAUCGUGACGUUAUUAUUAUUAUGAACUUGAGUGAUUUGAAAGGGGACCAAUAAUUAAUAAUUUGGCGACCUUUCCAGAUUGGUGAUAGCGCUUUUCUGUGGUGAUAUUUUACAUACACCAUGUCUCCAACGUUAUAGUUUACGGCUUUGGUUCUUUUAUCAUAAUAUUGCUUAGCCUUUUCUUUACUACGAAGAAUGUUUUCUCGUGCUAUAUUACGUGAAGUAUUUAGUUUAAGUUUCAAUGUUUUGAUGAGGUCAUUAUAGGUUGCAUUAGGGUGAAUGACGUAAAUGGAGCUGGGUAUAUGUGGCUUACAGCCGAAUAAAAGUUCGUGUGGGGAAAAGUUAGUAGAUGAGUGAAUGCUAGUGUUGUAUGAUAUUAAUGCCGUAGGGAGAUAUUUGUGCCAAUCGUUUUGGUUUUCGUUAACGUAAGAUUUUAAGUAUUCUUUAAGAGUACCAUGGCUACGUUCAAGAGCUCAAUUUGUUUGUGGAUGAUAAGGAGAUGAAAACAGAUGUUUUAUUUUAAAUAGAAAGGUUACUUGAUUGUAAACAUCGGCUAUGAAAUGGACACCUUGAUCUGAAAGAAUAAUUUUAGGAAUGCCAAAAUGGCUCAUAAAUGUUAUAAGUGCUUCUGCUGUUUCUUGGGCAGUAGCUUGUGUAAUAGGGUAUGCCAUGGAGUAUUUUGUAAGGUCGUCCUGGAAGGUGACAAUAUAUCUAUAUUCUGUUGGGCCAGAAUUCGGAAGUGGACCAACUAUGUCGGUGGAUAUCCUUUCUAAAGGUUCACGAGAUGUGGAAGUAAUUUCUAUUGGAGCUUUGUUCGUUGCUCUCAGUGCCUUAUUUUAUUGACACUGACGGCAAGUUUUAGUAUAGGUUUCGAUAUCUGAUUUCAUUCCUUUCCAAUAAUACAAUUCUUUUAAUUUGUUGUAUAAACGAGUAGCACCAAUAUGACCACCAAUAGGGGAAUCAUGAUUGUCCUUCAGAAUGGUUGGGAUAUCUACAGGGGUAGGAUAAAUUAUGUUAUUGUGAUAUAUAUUAACCUUGAUUUUUGUUUUAUGAAAAAGGAAAGCAAUAAUUUCGUAUAUAAGCAUAAAUUGAAGUCUGUCAUAAGGGUUAUUAAAAUCUGAUAUAGAAAUUUCUUGUUUAUCAUUAAAGAAAAUUACAAGGUUAUUUCGAAGUCUUUUGAUUGAUUCAAAUAUAUCCUUAUACGAGGCGGAUUCAUAGUGAUGAAUCUUGAAGAACAAGAGGAAAUAAGUUUUAUUAUUUUUUAAAACUGAACUUAAUUCAUAAAGUUCUCGUUCAGUAGAUUCAAAUAACUGUCUAUCUUCUAGGAGGUUGAGGAUGGUAUCACAGUAAGGAUUUGAAAGAUCUAGAUCAAUAGACGUUGGACAAAUUAUGAGUUGACAUGGGCUAUCUAAAAGGCUUUUGUUAUGUUCUACUAUUUGAGUAUCAAAGUUAGUUGGUGAAGAUCGAGUUUUUAGGAAAGAGUCAUAGGUCAGGUUAUCAGUCGUGUCAAUGUUAUGAAUAUUGUGUAUUGGGGGACGGGAUAGAGCGUCGGCGUUAGAGUUCAUUCUGCCUGAUUUGUAGACUAUUUCAUAAUCGAAUGCCUAACAAUUCUUUUUCGAUUGUGCUAUAGUUACCUUAAGCUUUAUUCAAGGUUCUGGAGGCGUAAGCGAUUGGAAGGUCUUUACCUAUCUCGCCUUGAGAUAAAACGGCACCAAGCGCAUAAUUGGAUGCAUCUGUAGUUAGAAUAAAUUCUUUAGAAAAAUCGGGAUAUUGUAGAAUUGGGGCAUUGGUAAUCAUAUGUUUCAAAUUGUUAAACGCUAAAUUUUGUUCUUCGGUCCAGAUAAAUUCAGUAUCUUUACGUAACAGGGAUGUUAAAGGUUUAGUUAUCUUUGAGAAGUCUUUAAUGAAUUUCCUAUAGGACCCUAUUAAACCUAGGAAGGAUUUCAUGUCUUUGGGAUUUCUAGGCAUAGGAUAAGAAGACACGGCUUUGACUUUAUCAGGAUUGGGGGAUACACCUUUAUUAGUGAUAAUAUGUCCAAGAUAAGCAACUUCGUUUCUCAAGAACUCACAUUUAUCCGAUUGUAACUUAAGGGUAUGUUUUCUGAGAGCAUCAAAGACGAGUUUGAGUUUCUGAAUAUGGGAAGUUAGAUCAUAGGAAUAGAUGAUUACGUCAUCAAGAUAAAUAAAGCAGUGAAGGCCUUGAAGACCAGAUAGCACCGUAUUCAUUAACCUCUGAAAUGUAGCUGGCGCAUUUUUCAAGCCAAACGGCAUUCGAGUGUACUCGUAGUGACCGUUGGGAACAGAGAAAGCAGUUUUAGAUGCAUCACCUUCGUGCAUUUUAAUCUGGUGGAAUCCAGAGGCAAGAUCUAGAGUACUAAAGUAUUUACUAUGCCCUAAUUGGUCUAAUAUUUCUGUAAUAUUAGGUAUUGGAUACGCGUCUCCGAUAGUAACAUCAUUCAAUUUUCUGUAGUCGACAACUAUACGCCAUUUCUUUUGACCGGAGGCAUCCUGUUUUUUAGUGACAACCCAGAUAGGAGAAGACCACGGGGAAUUUGAAGGUUUAAUAAUGUUUUCUUUUAACAUCUUUUGAAUCUGUCUAUUGACUUCCUGUUUGUGACACUCAAGGUACCUGUAAGUUUUGGCAUGAAUCGGUUGGGAGUUAGUAGUUUUGAUCCCAUGAGUCAAAGUAUCGGUACAUGUUAGUUGGUCUCCUUCUAGAUAGAAAAGAUUUGAGUAUUCUGAACAUAGUUCCAGGAAUGCCUUGGAUUCUUCGACAUUAAGAUGGGAAGUUCUAAUUUGCUCUUUUACUUUGUAUAUCCUAUUUGGUGGAGUAACAGUGUUAAUCUGUGAAGUUGAUACUGGAUUUAGAAAUGAUUCGUUUAAGAUAUGGCAAGGGUGUAAUUCUACAUUGAGGGAGUGUAUAGUAAUGUUAUCAUCUGUGGUAUUGAGUAUAGAGACGUUAAUAUGUUUAUUUCUUUUAACAGACACAAGACAAUUAGACAAGUAUACACCUUGUUGUAUUUCCUUUUUAUCUACAUAACCUAAUAAAACUUCGGGAUUAGACGCUUCACAUUCUAUUAUCAUUUCAGAACGAGCUGGUAUUUAUUACAUAAUGAGGUUUGGUAAAAUGUAGUUUUACUUUACUAUUAUUUAUCAGUAAGCAAUCAUUUUUGUAAUCAAUGCUGGAGGUAUAUAAUCUAAGGAAAUCGUUUCCUACUAUACCAUCAAAAUUAAUCUCAACUGAGUCUGGAAUUAGAUGGAAAGUUCCAUAUAUGGUUUCGGAAUUUGACAAAAUAAUAUCUAAUUGGAAAUGACCUAAACUAAGAGAAUGAUCGGCAUUUUUAUCUAUACCUUUGAAUUUAAUAUUUUUUUAAAUUUAUUAAGGUAGGUUGCUUUUCUAGUGAAGAUUUCUUAAGUAAAGAUACAAUGGAACCAGAAUCGACCAGAAGUAUUAAGGGUUUAGAAGAGUACUGAGAGUUUAUAUAUAUAUAAGGCAAAUGUGUAUUGGAAUUGGAAUUUAUUUCGUGUAUAUAUAAUGGUUGCGAGUUAGUAUUGGAUUGUUCUUCGGUUUCUGUGUGUCUUUUAGGUUUUUGGUUUUUCUUUGGCUUAGGACGAGAAGCUUUGACAGAUUCAGUAGUAGAAUUCGAUUUUCUAUGUCGGGAUAUAGGAUUUUUACGGGAUUAAGCAGGAUUAGUUUGUUUACUAGAAAUGCAGGGUAGGCCAGAGUUACAAGAUGCAGUGGGUUUAGAAAUUUCAGUAGAGUUAGGGGGUUCGGUAGAUUCACAAGGAAUAUUGGAAUUAGUAAAUGUAUCUAAGUAGCUAGUGUUAAGUUGAAAAGGUUUAAUAAGUUCGGAAGAAAUGGUAGUAUGCACAGUGGAAUUGGUAGAUACACUGGGAGUGGUAGAUACAGUGGAGCUAGUAGAUACGGCGGGAUUGGUUGAUUCAGUGGAGAAAGUGGAUACAGUGGAGAUAGUAGGUUCAGCGGAAAUGGUAGAUACAGCGGAAUUAGUAGAUACAGUGGAGUACAUAGGUUCGCUGGAAUUGGCAGAUACAGCGGAGUUAGUAGAUACAGCGGAAUUAGUAGAUUCAGUGGAAAUAGUAGGUACAAUGGAGAUAGUAGGUUCAUUGGAAAUAGUAGAUACAGCGGAGUUAGCGGAUACAGUGGACUUAGUAAAAUUGAUAAAUUUAUUAUAGUUAUUGGAUUUAGGAGGACUUAUGAUAGAUUGAUCAUUGACAUGGUAAAUGGCGUCGUUAUAGUUCAAUGGUUCCGCAUGACGACGCUCAGGCGGAACUCUUCUUAGUUUAAAGACUCGGAAUAGUAAGAAUUAUUAUUAAAAGGUUGUGAAAAUUUGUCGUUAUAAUUAGUAUGGUUAAUAUAUUCUCCUGAUAUAUUAUGAAUUUGUCUAUUCUGAUUCUGCGGUGAGUUGUUGUAUUGUCUUUUACGGCAGUCUUUUAUAUCAUGGCCAGGGUGUUUAUAAUAGCGACAAAUAUUGGUUGGUGGUUGUUGCGAAGUGGAAGGUCUAUCGAAAGAAACGUUGUGAAUUGGGCGCUGCCUAUUUAAUAGACAGUUUCUGUCAAUGUGACCUAUGCGGCCACAGGUUCGGCACCUAGGUCUUAUAUCAAGUGUUUUUGUAGAUUGGACAAGGUUAUAAAGCUUUUCUUCUUGAAUGGCUCAAUUUAUUGCCUCACCCAAGGUAGACGGGUUCCUACAUCUUAAUAUGUUGGAGAUGUUACUAGGUACUCCUAAUAAAAAUGUAUGUAAGGCUAGGUCUUCAGUAUUUGCUAUUCGCCCUUUCAGUUCACUCUGGUCCACGGUAGAAUGCGUGAUAUCUGUUUGUAACCUAGUUAAAUAUGUUUCUAACCGUAAGCUAUACUGUGAUAUGGAUUCGUUAGGUUUUUGUUUGCAGCUCUGUAAAUCUAAUAAUAAGUGAUCUUUAUGUUUAAUUUCCCCGAAUGUAGUCUUAAGGAAUGAUUUUAGUUCAACCCAACUGUCAAAAAAUUUCAGUGAGCAAGCCGUUUCGACUUUCCCCUCUAACUGCGAUAAAAUAUAUUUAAAGAGAAUAUCGCAUUGUGCGCUGGACGCGAGGUUUUUUGCAUUGUCACAGUUACGUAAAAAUGACGAUAAUUUAUUUCUAUCCCCAUCGAAGGGCUUUAUAAAUUUUGUAAGAAAACUUACAGAUGUGUUUUCUUUUUCACCCGGUACAGUUACGCUAGACAACCCAGAUAGUUCUAAUUUUACUUUUUCGUUAGCCAUGAUCACUUUUUAUUAAGAUUAGAACAAAAAAUAAUCCAAUUAAGAGAUAAUAAGUUGAUUAAAAUAUAACGUUAUUAUUAUGCACUCACAGAAAUAGUAUCGCGGUCAUUUGUUGAUACAGCGUUUUUCACGGUGCGGCGAUAAGUAGGUCAGACGGCUUAGCGUCGGCUAUCCGGAGUUAUGCAGUAAAUGCUCGAUGCGUAAACGAAGUCGUGCUAUGUGUUAGCACGGUUGAAGCGGAGUCUUCUUCUGAGUGGUGCGAAGCCUUCUUCUGUGUGAUGCGCUGGGUAAAGAACCCUCGGCACAUCAACGCGAAGUCAGUCAGUAGUGAUGAUGAUCGUCGAUGGUUGAAGCUGGAGUGGCUGACACACCUCUAUGUCAGAGAGACGGUCGGGCGGCAGGCUGGCAGCUCAAGCAAACCCACGGGAUGGGCUUAUGUCGUCGGCAGUAAUUCUGGUCGUCGUCAGGAGUAGGCGACCAUCAGGGAGUAAAUCCCACUUCUGACACCAAAUAUUAGACGGAGCACUUAGUUUGAUUUAAAAAAAACUUUAUUUGCUCACAAUCACUUUAUUUAUAUAUUUAUGUUUGUUAUUACACUGCUAUCACUUUAUUGUUCACUACUACUUCCUUUUAGUUUUAAGGAUAACGAUUCGCGACGGGCUAGUUUACUAGGCCGUUGAAUAGUUCCUCAGAGUUUCCUUGCUGAAGGCCAACCGGCAGGCAGAAACCAGGUCAGUUGUUGGGCAGCAAUUCCACAAAUCAGAACAAGACUAACUGUAAUAUUGAAAUCGCGGGUUUUUAUACAAAAAAUAUUGCUGAUCACAAAUUUAAUAUUGGAAAUAACUAUUCAUUAUAGUUUUCCUAAGUCAGCAACAUUUCUGUAGUAGGCAUUAGGUAGGCAGGUUAUAACAGAUCGUUACGCAGCGCCUCACUUAUUUUGUCCAUAUAUCUGGGACACUAUUUUCUACAGCGAUCGUUCUCCUUAUCUCUAACCUCCAUGGUUCCAUACUUUACUGUGGAUGGUAGUUGGAACCUACGUUAAUCAAAUAGACAUUAUCUUUCAUAAAUUUUUGGGAAAUAAAUUAAAUGUCAUAGUGAAAAGUUGCACUCGGUGUCUAGGUGUGGAACGCGGCCUGAUAUCUACGCACUCGCACUAUAAUCUCAUUGACAUUGGCAUAUCCUGUGAAUAUCAUGUUUGUUUGUUGUUAGGUAUAUUUUUAGCUGCGCCUGCUCUCGUCGCGUUUCAAAUAUUUAAAUUUCCCACAAAAUUUUCGCACUACAAUAUCAUUAAUUUCUUGCUCGAAAAGAAAUUGUAUGAACAAAUGUUAAUGAAGGCACAACUUAAAAGUAAUAGAGUUUACAUAAAAAUAAAAUGAGGCCUAUUUGAAUUACAGGCAUAUUCCCUAUUAAGUAUAAUAUUAAGUAUUUAUAUUACAAGCAUUAAUCCUCUUGAUUUUCAAAUCUAAGAAAAUUUACUAUGGAAAAAGUUAUUUGGAUAAAUAUUACUUCUAAUAUAGGUUUUUAAGUGUGGAUCUGAUGUUACAUAUUUGCAGUUUUUAACCUAACAGUUUGCCAUUGCUUGGCGUUGUAAUCAAAGCGCGAUCGAAACGCGACUGUUUGAAAAUUACGCACAAUAAACAUUGUUUGUGAGUCUUAAUUCUUUUUAAACGUCAAUAUACAUUAGAACGCCGAUUAUCCGAACGCCGAUUAACCGAAUCGCCAAUUAUCCGAAUCGGUCCUAAGCGUGAUAUAAAAAAUUAAAACCAAGUCAUUUUUGUUAUCUUUUGUUAUAACAAGUUGGAACUUGCUGAAGUCCAAAUGUAUUUCAACUGUUAUGGUUGAAAGCUAGUGGCAAGACACUACUACUAUGUACGGCUACUAUGUACCUCUAUUAAUGCAUCUAGUACUGAAGAACUGUUUGUUAAACUUAAUAAAGUUUAUGUCCGAUUAUCCGAAUUUUCAAUUAUCUGAAUCGACCCCGGUCCCAAUUAAUCCGGAUAAUCGGCGUUCUACAGUCCUACAAUUAUUUAUACCUGUUGCCUGGUUGCUUUAAGGAAUGUAGUGAAGUUAGCAGGCGGUGGUGAUGGAUGGCGACGUAAUAGAGCACACUGUGGGAAUUCUUCUGCCAAUUUCUCCGCCACACUAACGUUGGCUAGCAACAUGAACUCUUCAACCAUGGAGUUGGUGUCCAUUAUCUUCUUCGCUUGAACCUCCACAGGGUCGUGAGUUUCGGAAUCAACCUGUGAUAAAGUAAGAUUGUGAAGUGAGGAGCUCGAUUGCGCAGGUGGUUAGCGUUGUUCAGCUGCGAUCGUUGAAGUUAAGCAACUUUCGCAGUGGUCGGUCAUUAGAUGGGUGACCAAAAAUUCCCGAGUUCCUCCGUGCUUCGGAAGGCACGUUAAGCGGUUGGUCCCGGCUGCAUCUGCAGUCGUUAGCACCCUCCAAUCCGCACUGGGCCCGCGUGGUGGGUCAUGACCCAAUCUCACUAUUCCAUCCAUAGGGAAGGCCUGUGCCGCAGCACAAUUUCUUAGCAAUAUAGGUGACCCACAAUGUUAAACGAAAUACCUUUACAAAUAUUAAACGUUUGAAAGAAGAAAUAACAACUGUAGUAUAUUAUAUUUUUAUUUUAACUUUUAAAGUUGAAAUAAUGACCAAAAACAAAGUUUUGGUGACGUGUUUAAUGCUGGCACUUCACAUAACUAUUCGUAUCUGAUCUUUGUUAUAUCGACAGCAAAGCUUUGCUAUCUCGUCUUGUCCUAUUCAUACCCUUUAAUGAGUGAAAAGGAAAGACUGUUAAAGUAAGUUUACAAAGAGCAAAUACGAAUAGCUACGUCAAGUACCGGCAUUAUAGAAAACCCUCUAAAAUGCCCAUGCUUAUACGACAUGCAAAAAUUUUGUUUAAUAGCCGACAAAAAACCUUACACUUUUUUAAUCUUAAAAUUCCACAAUGGAUUGUAUUGUAAGUGCACUGUUGCAUACCUUAAAGAGAUAUUAAAUGAAAAAUAACACUUCGAAAAUAGGCAGUUCAGUCUUUGUAAUAAAGGGAAUAAUUUAUACAAAAAUUACUAAAAUAAAACGUAUUAUAAUAAGCACUUAUAUGCCAAAAUUGGACCAUCUAUUACUGUCACCGAAGACAUUUUACCUGAAAACGUAUUUCGGGCGAGGCAAGUAACAAGGCACCGUUGUCCAAACGCUUUUGUUUAAGUUUCUUAGCCAACGCAUUCAAAGUACGCAACGAUCUAGCUAUCUCAUCCUUUCGGGAACUAUUGUCAAUCGUUAUUUGUGCUUCUUCAUAAGUCAUCGCCGCUGCCGACUGAAGAAAAAAAAAGAAACUUAGAAUCCAAACUUAUAAAUGCAAAAUUGGGUCGGUCUGUUAACUAUUCACGCUCAAACAGCUGAACUGGUUUAGAUGAAAUUUGGUAUAGAGAUACUUUCGAGUCUCGAAAAAUUCCAGAAAUCAUUCUGAAAGAAUGAAAAGGACGCAGGCUCUCCCCUCUAAUUUAAAAUAAAUUAGAAGAGACUCGUGUUUCAUGUUGGUAGCCUCAUUUAAUGGAAAUAUUUAGAUCUACUUCGAGCUAAAAGAAUAGGCCCGGCAAGCUAAAUAACACUUACCUUUAUAACGCUUUUAUGGAACUUUGUAGACAGCACAUUUGCAUUCUCGUCAAUUUCCCAGACGCAUGAAAAUGCUAAUCUCUCUUCUCCUCCUCGAAGCGAACACAAGUUGGAACUCAGCAAAUCUGAGCAUCAAACAGAUAGGUAACCACAUUUCAAUGAUAUCACAAUGACUUUGUUUAAAUCAUAAGACUCCCAACUGUUGGUAAUUUCAUUUUGUAUGAAGUUAUUAACUAUUAUAUUACUGAAUUUUAAGUUAAUUAUUUAUUUCAUAUAUAAAAUUCUCGUGUCAUUGAACUACUCCGAAACGGCUCGACCGAUUUUCGUAAAAUUUUAUAUGCAUAUUCAGUAGGUCUGAGAAUCGGACAACAUCUAUUUUUCAUCCCCCUGAAUGUUAAGCGUGGUCCACCCUUAAAUUUUUUUUGACAAUUUUUUUUGUUUUAGUUUUUUUAUGAUACAAAAAUACAUAUAACCCUUAAUUUUCACCCUCGUACCAUCAUCCCCUAUUUAUUUAUGGCGGUAAAAUGUUCGCUGCGACAGCUAGUUUUUUUUUUUUAAAUCGGUUUUUACAUCACUGAGUACAUUUUUUUCUACCUCUAAAAUGCUAAGCGGCCGACUUUCGGCCCCUCGCGACCCCACAUAUUCUAUGGAAAAUAUAACAUUCAUUCUUUUUGCUAUCACCUACAUUCUUAUAUCAAUUUGUAGAGGAAAGAACAGGCUAGCUAUCUAGCCACUGAUUAAGUCAACUGCCAUAUGAGAUAUUAUACUGUUGUCUGUGUAAGUUCGUCGUUCGCCGUUUUUUGUAUGAAAAGAAAUAUGCCGUGUAUUCAGACUAUUUUAAAUGUUUUCAGUGGUUUUAAAGAAAAAAAACACCAUGCCUGGGUAAGUUAAAUACAUUAAGUUACUCUAUUUUGAUGUUACGUUUGCGGGAUUAAGUGUUUUUUUUUUCAGAAUUAUUUUGUUCAAGAUCUCGUAAAAAAAACAAUAAAAAAAAGGGUUCGUGGCUAUUUUCAUGGUGAUAAUUUCGAUAAGAAUUGUAAUGUUUUAAGUUAUAAUUAUUGAAUAAAUUAUUCAUGAUUAAUAUUUCGAAUACAGAGAAUCUCUCGAGUUCGUAUUUUUGAAGAAAUAAAAAAAAACAAAAGACGCGCAGUGUAACGGUCGUUCUAGAUUCAAAUAUUCGAAAGAAAUAUUUUUUCAUAUUAUUUUCUUGUAUAUAUUCUACUACGAACUAGUGAUUAGUUUUUAUUUAUUCUAAAGCAAAUUUACUGUACAUUUUGAUUAAAGAAACUGUUUAUCAAAAUGAUAAAUACUUUUAGUUUUCUCGACAUAAAAUUGAGAUAACUGAUUUGUAAGCGAUUUUCAAAUGUGAGUUCUUGAAACUAUAAAAUGAACAAAGACUAUUCAUCCGACACUUCUUAUUAGUGUUACAUUAACAAUCCAACGGAACCCUUAAGCCAUAAAUCAUGGCACUUACCGAGCUCAUUAGUUCUUAUCGCCUGCUUGAAACCCGACACCUGUUUUUACCCGGCUGCGCAAUGCAAGAGCGCGAAGCGCGACGCGCAGACAGGGUUAUGUGUUUAACAGUCUAUAUAUGUAUGUUUGUUCCUUUGUGGCACACUAGAGACCAAACGCCUGGACCGAUUUUGAUGAUUCAUACAUCAAUCGAUUCGUCUCAAUCAUGGAAGUGCUACUAAAGAUAUGAUAGUAAUCAAAAUUCAAUAUGGGCAAAAUUAGGCGCCAUAUUGUGACGAAGUAAAAAAAGAAGUUGACAAAAUAUGUCGAGUGGGGUAUCACUGUCUAGAUAAUCAAAAAUCAUAUUUAGGUUCCUAACACCAUUUUUCAUUUUAUAUGAUUGUUUAGGAUCUACAACGCUUUAAAGUUGUAUAUUAACCACUUACGCUUUAAUUUCAAUCUUACGUUUGUAUGGAUCUUUGUUACUCUUUCACCUAAAAAAUACUGAAUGGAUUUUAAUGAAACUUAACAGUAAUAUAGCUCAUAUAUGAUAACUGCAUAUAUAUAAUAAUUUAUGUAGUUAUUGAGUGAAUUGGCCAAUAUAUAGCAAUAAGUGUCUCAUAAGACGGAAAAAAAUGUCCCAUCUGCGAGCCAUUUUGGCCUGCACUGCAAAAACAAUAAAAGUUACAUGAAUGUAAUGUAGAGUGAAAAUGUAUCUCUUAAAUAGUUCUAAAAAAAAGUCCGUGACACCAUAUAUCUAUUUUUAAUGUGUAAGUCAUUAAAGCUAAAAUAGUGAAUCAAAACCAAAAUAUUAUUUGAUAUCUAUUUCCAAAAUGCACAUUUUGUAUUAACAAAUCAUUUUUUAUCAAAACAAAUACUUUAAUCGCUUUUGAUGUUUAAAGACGAUAAACUUUGCUUUUUACAUUAUGUUAUUUCGACAAAUAUUUAAAAAGUUACAACGAUGACAAAGUGAUAGCGCGGUGUACUAUGUAAAAGAAAAAAAUGGGGUUUUCGCAGUAUCUGAUCCUAUAGGAAGUACUAACAUUAAAACUUUGAUACAGUUCCUUUUUAUUAAAUGAUGAAAAAUAUAUUAUCAUAAUAGGUAUUUAUGAUUAUUGAAUUUUAAUGAAAAACUCAGAAUUUUACUGUUUUUCAUUUUUUUAACGAUAUUACUUAAGGUUACAAAAAAGGUUUACUUAAUAUAAUGACAAAUAACCCAUUUUUCGCUAGUAAGUACAUACUUAUUGGAAUCCCUGUAUUUAUUAAUCAGCUCGCGAUAAUAUUGGUUUUGUAAUAAUUCUGCAAAAUUCAAAGUAAAUAAUGUAGAUUUUUAUAGGUAAAUCACCCCUUUCAUCACCCUACGCCUAUAAAUAUUGCGAUGUUGUAGCUAAGAACCAAGUUCCCAUCUACUUCUAUAUGGGAAUUCAUUAUAUUCGAUUUAGCUAUUAGGGCACGGAAGCGCAACAAACAAACUCACUUUCGCAUCUAUAAUAUUAUAUUAUACUUACUAGUGAUCCACCCGGGCAUUGUACGGGCGAAAUUUAUUUAUCGGGAUAAAAUAUAGCCUAUGUCACUCAGACAAAAUGUAUUUAAAUAAAGAAAAAUCUUAUAAUAAAUAAUGUAGCUACCUUAUGAUGAAUUAAUAUUUGAAACCGGUUCAGUAGUUUGACAGAUUAUUUGUUACAAACAUACAAAUCUUGCCUCUUUAUAAUAUUAGUAUAGAUAGUUAGGAUAACAUAAGUAUUUAAUUGAUGAAAAAGAUUUAAAAAUAAAGUAAGUAAUAGGUUUAUUUGAUUAUAUUUGUAAAAGUUACUUAGCAUUUGUGCUUAACAGUGAUACGUUAUUCGGUAUUUUUAUAACAAAAAAAAAUUGGAAAAUAAUUGCCAUGAUUGCACUACUGGGAGAACUCUUCAUUCGAGCUUUACACUACCAAUAAAAAAGUGUUAAAUGUGAACGCUUUAAAAGAAAACUACAAAGAGAACUAUAAAUUGAUAAUAAAUGAGAUUGCUAUGGUGCUCUACCUAACGUUAUGAAAAUUUUAUUAUGCGCCUUUAGUUUAAUCAAAUAUUAUAAACUUUGCUUUGGUGAUUGCAUAAUUAUUUAAUUUAGUGAUCUAAGGCAGUUACCACCAUUGUCCAAAACAACAGACGGGAAUUACUUCUUUCUUCAACCUGCGACAUAAACGUCAUUGAUUGGUAUUGUAUAUAGGGUGAUUAAAAACAUUUGAAGUUAACUUCUGGCAUCUACAUAUUGGGUUUCUGUGAAUUAUGUAGGUAUAUCAAAUUAUGAGACUAGGGACUGACACUGAAUUUGUGUAUAUCACAAUCUUAGACGUCGGGCAUUGACAUGACAAUGCAGCCACUGCCAAUUUUAAAUAGUCGACGAAUAAAAGUAAAUGAAUUUUAUAGUUACUGCUAAACUAUUAAAAAAACAUAAACAAAAGAUGACUUUUUGAGUAGGUGCUAGUUUACUAUAAAAUUUACAUACAUUAGAGAUAUUUAUUGACGAUGAUAGUAACGACUUGAUUUAACUUCACACAUUUUUGCGAAAAUUGAGGCCCAUCUGUAGCCUUGACCUCGCUGGUAAAGUCUUUAUAUGUCUUAAUAAAUCAAUCUUUUAGACCGACGCAAGGUACUUAAUAAUUUCCGCGAUAUUAAUUCCCUUACUGAAGUAACAAGACUACGGUAUAUACCGUCUUAAAAUACUAACUAAAAAGUGUGAAAUAAAAAAGGUAAAUUUAAAAAAUCAAAAAACCCGACUGCUUAAUUAUUCUUCAAAUAAAAACUGAAAAGAAAAAAACAAGUCCAGUAGUCUAUAAUUCUGUUAAUAAGGAACAAAGCUACUUUAACAGUCGGGAUCCACUGUUGAAAAAUAUUAUGUAUUCUUGAAUAUCUAAUGGGUCCCGACUGUUAAAGUAGCUUUGUUCCUUAUUAACAGAAUUAUAGACUACUGGACUUGUUUUUUUCUUUUCAGUUUUUAUUUGAAGAAUAAUUAAGCAGUCGGGUUUUUUGUUUUUUUAAAUUUACCUUUUUUUUCUAUUGAGUGUUUGUUUACGCAUCUGGCGCGCGGAUUGUUAGACGUAUAGUGUAAAAUUAAAUUGUAGGAGUAUGGUCUUUUAUGAUUUUAUUUGGUAAGUUAUAAUAGAAUGUGCAAAUAACAAAAAAACCUGGACUUAAAAACUUACAAAUACUGAAAAUAUACCCUAUUUUACCCAUAUAAACGUCUUUUUUUAUCUUUCUCGAGUUUACCGUUACGUAAUUAAAAUAUAUUACAGACAUGACGCAUUGUGUACACACUGUUAUAUAGUAAAUUUUAUGGAGAAUCCAAAUAUAUAUAGUUUGUGUAGGGUAUUCUUACGAAGUAACAGAGAAAUCGGCAAAACAUUGCAAUCAUUCCCACCCAGCGGGGGGUUGACGGAUGACGUCAUCGGUUGACGGUGAGAACGGCGCAUGACCAUUAGCAUAUGAGAAGUUAAAACACUAACCUGGUACCAUAUCAAUCCUCCGAUCGACCAGAUAAACCGUGGUAGACCUAGAAGCGGCUUCCUUAUCCAGCGCAGUGUUCGGACGCACAAAAUACGUGACGUCAGCAAUAUGGACGCCCACUUCAUACUUCUUCAAGCCGUCAGCAGUAACGCCAUCUAUUGGCCGAGCGUGCAAUGCAUCGUCUAUGUCGGUACAACCAGGUGGGUCCACGGAGCAGAUGCAUAUGGAUCGGAGAUCAACGCGUUUCUUUAUCUCCUAUAUUCAAAAAUAUUAAAUGAAUAAAUAAAGACAGUGAUCAACAAUUAAAAAUACUGCUAAGUUAAUUUAACACCAUCUUUUGGGCGAGCGUGCAACGCGUCGUCUUUGUCGAUACAACCGGUGGGUCCAAGGAACAUAUAUGAAGAGCUGGCGAAUAAAUCAGUAUAAUUACGCAUAUGGUUUUGACCAUAUACUACUUUUCUUUUUUUCAGCUCGGCGGUUUUGGGCCAGCUGAAUUUGAAUUUCAACUCAUGUCAAUAAAAACCACCUAAAAUAGUGUUAAAAUUACUAAAUUAAAAAUCACGCCAAAAGCUCACUGUAGAUAUGUCAUUCAUUUUUUUACUGCUCCUGUAAUAUUUAAUUUUAUGUAAUUAUACCGUUUUGUUCGCCAGCUCCUCAUAUUAUGGAUUGGACAUCUGCUCGUUUCUUUGUCUCCUGUGUAAUGUUUAAAAUUAUAAUACAUAAUACGUAUGAGCACAGUACUCAACAAUUAAGAAUAACCCUUUAAAAAUACACAGAGUGGAACUGAUAGUGAAGUACCAGGAGAACUCAUAAGCAAUUAUCGUCACUGAAUAAGGAAAAGCAAUAUUCUGUCUAAGAUAAUUAGCAAUUUCCAUUGGGUUAGUGUAACUGUAUAAUUAAAUAUAUGAAAAUUCAUCAUUUUUGCUAGAAUCGUUUUUUUAUAUAUAUUUUUUUAUGCAUUUUGCAUAAUUGCUUAGCUCAAACUGCCACUGAUUUUAUCCACAAAACAUAAUAAUAAUAAAUUACAACUAGUGAUGUAAGCAGAGGAAAAUUAUGUAGUAGUAAGUCAUACCUCUUCAGGUAUUGUCCAAUCAUUGGGUGGUAAGCAAGCCAACACCGCCUCACUAAAUCUGGCAUGAGGCACAUCAUGUUCUAACAGUAUCACUUCAUUUUCAGCAUCUUUGUCACCUGGAUGAUAGAAAAAUAUCUUUUGAUACCAAAAAAUCAACUGUGGCAAAAAGAUUGUUUCCAUUUUCGACCUUAUAGUACUGUUAUUACAAAUCACUGGUAAGAAUGUAAGUGCAUCAGUCGAUUCAACCGCAUUGCCUGAGCCAAAUCAGAUAAGUUGUCAAAAGAUUUUCAUAUAAAGAAUUAAAAAUCAUUUUGGUGGGCUUGUAUAGGUGUUUCACAGUUGGAUUUUCAGAGUGAGGUUUCAUAGGAUUUCAUGUCAUUUCAUUUCAAAAUUAAGAUAAUAUUCUCUAGGAUUGCAAGUUUCAUCUUACCAAUGGGUCCAAGGGCUCUAACAAAGUGUCCCAGGGGGUAUCUGCUAUUCCUAGGCCAGGAAUCUAAUGCGACCAGAAUCCUCUGUGAGGCGAGUACGUCGCUCUGUCGUGUUUCUAUACGAACGCGCGGUAUUCGCUUUUCAGCCGGUGUGAAUAAGUGACGAGUUGCACCUAACAAUAAAAUAAUCCUUCUGUUUAGAAAUAUUGAAUUUCAGACAGCUAAAACUAAAUAUAGGUUAUGUUAAUAAAAAACUAUUAACACAAAAUCAAAAUUUUUGGAGCCAAGAAAGUUUCCAUUACACCCGUACACAGUUACUUACAUACAGUCUUGCUAUCCUAAUAAACUGUUAUUAGCCUGAAACAAUCUCAUAAUUCUUAAUUAAAAGCUAUACUGGUUACCUGGAAAUUUACUUGGCAUCAAUAUCCCACAAUACUGUCUCCAUUUCCUUCUGAUAAUGCCUACCACUUUCCCAGUAGGUGUUAUUUCAUCUUUGCUACUGUCUAGCGGUUUAGCUGAACUCAGUAGCGCUGAUUCUUCUUCUAAGAGAUCACCAGGAUCAUCAGCCUUAUCUUCAAGUACUAUAUCACUUGGCUUUCUCCAUUCUUCUUCAGGAAACACCUCAAUUGCUACGAGAUCUCCAUCAACAGCUCUAUUAAUACCAAUGUGGCCCUGCAGAAGGAUCUGUGAAAUGAAUGCAUUUAAUAAAUCAAGUUUCAAUGGUAUAGAUGCAGUGGAUUAGACAAAGAUAGAUAGACAUAGAUGCAAGGAUGCGAAACGUCAAUAAAAUAAAUCAAGCAUCCCGAAAAGGAUGCCAAACAUCAAUAAAUAAGUAAAUCAAUCCAUCCAUUUCAACCGUUGAAAGUUGUUUUUUUUUACUGAGUGGUGUGAGUGAAAACCUAAGAAACAAAUAUGAAUACAUUAAUUUAUAAUUUUUAUGAUUUGUAAAACUACUUACGUAUUAACAACUAUAAAAAAAUCUACUCACAGGUUUUUCAAAGCGAUUAACAGAAACAGUACCUUCAAGGAAAUUAUCCCUUGAAGCAUGGAAUGUGCCCUGGUAAAGUUUGCCAUUCCUGAUACCUGUAUGUAUUUGGGUAGGAGUAAAAUGGGCAGGAUACAAGGCAUCUUUAGAACAAGUUUCUGGUAUAACAUUCUUUGAUAGUUUAUCGAUGAGGCCAACAAAGCCAUUCACAUUUUCUAUAUAAUCUUUGACUGAAACAUAAAUAAGUUAUAUAUGAAGAUUUUUUACAAGUAUAUUGUGCAGGUUGCACGGGUAGGUAAAUGAAGUUUGUUCGUGGCUGCACUUAGUACAUAGGACUUUAUUUCAGUAGCUUUGAUAAGUUAAAAUAUAAAACAAAUGAGUUUAGUUUGUAACAGUUAAGAUUUAUUUAUAAAAUAUUUUAUCUUUAUUAAAUGUAAAGCUUAUGGGAUACCUGAGCAACAUACAAUCCCUUCUUCUUGAGCAAUCUUCCUAUUGUUUUCAUCAUCUGUCAAAAGAACUAUUUGUGGAAAUUGACCAGCAACAUUAUUGACUGACAGAUGUAAAGCAUACCAACUAGCAGCUUUUCUUAUAGCUCGAUCAUUUCUAUCAUUCUGCUUCUCACCUGGAUUACGCUCCACAUAUGUGUCUCUAAAGAAUCAUUCAUUUACGUUUUGUAUGAUGAAAAUCUAAGCAAAUUCUAUGACUUUCUAAACUUUGAAAUACCUCAAUUAAUGAAGUUAAUGCUAUGACUUUCUUUGGUUUAAAACAGAGUAAAACAAAACAUGGCUUAAAUGAUAUUAAUAUUUUGAGAUAUCUAUGAGAAUAUAAAAUAUGAGACCUUAAAAGUUAAAAUGGAAUUAAUUAACAUCAAUAUUUCUAGUGAUUGUCUGUCUUACAAACAGAGAACUCUUAAAUACAAGUAAAUACUCACUUAUGGUGUUCAUUAACAAAAGAAUAAAAUUUUCUUUUUUUAUUAUUAAUGACUUCAAGGAUUCUUUGAAAAAUUGCUGUAUUUUGAUGUUUGACUUCCUCGAGUACCGUUUGUAGCAUGAUAACAUUUUUCAAAGCAUCCUCUUCAAGGACAUCAAUUUGAUGAAGGACUACAUUAGUAUCCAGUAAUAAGUAGUGUGGAUAGUCGAAUAGUGCACAAACGGAGUCUGGUUUUGAGUCUAAAACAUAUUCUUCAUCUUUGUGAGGGCAUAUAUUACAAGCACUCGAUCCACAAAGUAGGUCAUCCCGAAGAUAAUGUUCCCUGACUAUCUAAAAUAAAAUUAUUAUGAUGCUAAACGGUUUACUGAUCAGAAAUGUGGUUUUAAACUUCAACUAAAUCAAUAAGGUGACAUUAUAUUUUCUCAUACAGGUGCUUCUAUAAUAAAGAAGUUUUCUUUAAUAAUGAUAUUCGUUGUCUUAAUACAACACUUAAAAAUUUGUUGUUGUUUUCAUAGUAUCAAUUAUUAGCAGAAUAUUCAAUAGACCGGAGAACUUCGGACAACAUACUAAUUGAGAUUUUACUGUAGUUUCCUUAUUAUUGUAAACUAAACUUUUAAGUAAAAUGCGGUGCCUAAUCGACAGGUAUUUCAGAUCACGUUUGUUGUAUAAUAAUAUUCCUUAUUUUUCGUCAAUCAAUCUUCAAUACAAAAUUAUGUUUUGUUAACAAAUCAUACCCAAACAACAAACAAAAAUAGCUAUCGCCAAAUUAUUAUAACUUACUUUCAAAAUAUUUCCACGUUUUGUUUUUGUCAGAAAAGUUUUGGUUGUCCACAUAAUGGAUAACUAAAUAAAAAAGUGUAAAUUACAAAUUAAUAGACACCAAGUAUCAACAAAACUUCAUUCCUAACCUACAAAAAACAACAGCCAGUAGCACGCACAGAUUACAGAGUAAGUACACACAGAUUAAGUUAAGUACUGAUUUUCUUAAGGUUAUUCUAAUUACUCUAAUACAGGGCCAAGACCACAGUGAGAUACAAUAUUAAUGCCCUUAUUACUAAGAGGUCAUUUUAUAUUAAUGAUGAAUAGGAGAAUGGGUCAUGAAUAAUUAGAUUCUCGCUCGGUCAAACAAAGUUUUAUUAAAGCGUAGUCUGAACGUACCUUAAGGCGUUACAAAAUUCUUGUUCACUUUUCUUUACGCUCUCGUCAUUUAUACUUUCAUUCAUUAGCCACUCAUUCGUUCAUUAAUGUUCACACCAUUCUGUUUCUGUUCUGAUAGUUUUUUAGUGUCAGACAGAUGUACAGUGAAUCGGUCGACUGUUGGAAUUUCACACUAACACAGUGCGCACAUUGUUUGAUAAUGUGACAUUAUUGUGCUAUUUAUAUAACACAAAAUGCUGUUGAAAGUGUCAUUUAUACAUUGAUUAUAUAUCAUUAUUUUAGUGAGUUCAGUUAAGGGCCAACUGUUUUAAUACUGUGAUAACAGAAGUAAUUUAAAUAGUUUUCUGAAGUGGUUGUGAAUAUAUUUAUUAUAAAUGCCGGUGUCAAGUGUAUUCAAGUACCCUCAGCGAAUAUGGGAAGGCAUAUCCUCUACAUUUGUGCAUUUCAUCGAAAAAAUAUUUUUCUCCCUGGGAGUAAUAAUCGCCCGGCGCCCUUGGACUACCGUUAUCGUGACAUGGAUUUUUAUACUUCUAAGUAGUGCUGGUUUAUUACAAUUUUAUAUAGAGAAAAAUCCCAUGAAACUAUGGGUACCGCCAGAUUCGGACUUCUACUACGACACAAAGUGGUAUAUAGAUAAUUUUAACACGGGGUUCAGAUUGCAAAGGAUCAUAAUUACAGCUGAUGAUAUAUUAGAUCCGAAAGUUUUAAUGAUUUUAGACAACAUUACAAAUGAAGUAAACUCUAUAAAGGUUAAAUAUAAUAAUUCGUAUUUUUAUUUAAAGGAUCUGUGCUAUAAAGUUCCUGUUGUAAAUUUUAUGAAUAUAACCCAAAAUGUUAGAUCUGGUAAACAAUUGAAUGAAAAUAACAACAAUAAAACAAUUACAAACAGCCAGAGCGAUAAUGAAUAUUCAGAUCCAACUUUUUGGAUUGGAGAUGAUUUUUACUGUAGUUUUCUCAAUAGUUUUCAAAUGAGCUGUCUUCAGAAUAAUAUAUUAGAUUUGUGGAAUAAUAAUUCUACUGCCAUAGCAAAUUUAACGAAGUAUGAUAUUGUAAACAAAAUAAACAAUGUAAAAAUCAAUCCAGUAACAGGCCACCCCUUAGAUUAUAUUCAAUUAUUAGGUGGCACUAAACACGAUGAAAGUGGAAAUGUGGUAUCUGCCAAUUCAAUUUUGUUGACUUGGUAUACUGAAGUAAACAUGUCGUCUAUUGACAUAAAUGAAGUAGGUAACCUAGUUGGUACUGAAGACUGGGUUUCUGUUCCACUAGCUAUGUGGGAAGCAAAAUUUUUAGACCUUAUGCAAACUAUAGCUCAAAAUAUUACAGGGAUAAAUGUUGUUUAUGAAGCCGGUAGAAGUUUUGCUGAUAUAAGUGGUGAAACAAUGUUUCACGAUAUAGAUAAGUUAUUUAUGGGUAUAAUCCUUAUGUUUUUGUAUAUACAAUUUGCAUUAUCGAGAUGUAACUGGCUGGAAAUAAGAUUAACUCUUGGUAGUGUUGGGUUAUUAUGUGUAGGGAUGGCUUACGUGACUGCCGUUAGUUGGUGUUCCAUUAUUGGUAUUCCUUUUGGACCUGUACAUUCAUCAUUACCAUUUCUUCUUAUGGGUCUUGGUGUGGAUGACAUGUUUGUAAUGAGUGCUUGUUGGAGAAAUCUGUCACCAGAAGAAGCGCAAAAAAGUCUUCCGACUAGAAUCGGACUUAUGUUGGAGCAUGCGGGAGUUUCUAUCGUAAUCACAUCAUUCACAGACAUAGUCGCUCUACUUAUAGGAGCUAUUACAAUUUUGCCAUCACUAAAAUCAUUUUGCAUAUAUGCUGCUGUUGGCGUUUUUUUUAUUUUUUGCUAUUCUGUUACAUUUUAUGUUGCCGUGUUUACCUUAGAUGUUAUGAGAGUAGAAUCUAAUCGCAAUGGUUUAAUCUUUUGUUAUAAACAUUCAAAAUCAAUUUCUAUUUCAAAAGAAGACUCAAUAUUCCAAAAGAUAUUUUCGGGGUUUUACAAAAAUAUUGUAUUUACGACUCCCGGAAGAACAAUGAUUAUACUGUUUACUUUGAUAAUGACAGGAUUCAGUAUUGAAUCAAUACUCCAUUUAGAACAGAAGUUUGACCCAAAAUGGUUCAUACCAGAAGACACUUAUUAUAAAGAGUUUUUGGAUACCCAUGAAUAUUAUUAUCCCGAACAAGGACAUACUGCGAUGGUGUUUCUAGGAAAAAUGAAUUAUCAUCAUGAAUUCAAUAAAUUAUUUAACCUAACCCAAGAACUAAGUAACCAGACCUAUGUUGCUGGCGUUUCAGAUUGGAUACAACCAUUUGUCAAGUACGUCUCAAAAAAUUAUAAUCGUGAUUUGAAAAAUAUCUCUUUAGUCACAGAAAAUGAAUUUAAUACAUAUUUGACGAGAUUUCUGUUCAGUCCUAUUGGUGGUAGAUUCCAGAUAAAUUUUAAAUUUUCAUCUCCGAUACAGUGUGGUUUUCCUGCUACAAAUAUAACUGCAACAUCUGUGCCUUUUAAGUUUAAUCGAUUUGAAGGUCCAGUAGAGUAUAUUCCAGCCAUGAAUCAAGUAAAGAAUUUGAUAAAAUCCACAUCUUUUGAAACUGACGAUGGUUAUCGUAGUGUAUGGUCUAAAGCAUUUGCAAAUUGGGUUACCGAUGAGAUAAUAGCAGUUGAAGUUGAAAGGAAUAUAGAAUUGGCGUUAUUGUGUGUAAUGAUUUGCACAACAAUAUUGAUAACAAAUUUACAAAUGUGUCUGUGGAUAUUUAUAUGUGUGCUGUUAACUAUUCUAAAUGUGCUUGGUUGGAUGCAAAGAUGGGGCAUGACAGUCGACAUCGUUUGUUGUAUCGGCCUUGAGUUGGCUAUAGGUUUAUGUGUUGAUUAUGCCGCACAUAUCGGACACACAUUUUUGACCACAUCUGGUGGGUAUCGUACUGAAAGAGCAUUUAAGACAGUUACAUCGAUUGGUGGUGCAGUAUUGUUAGGUGGCGGAUCGACAUUUUUGUCGUUAUCUCUUCUUAGUAUGUCACAAGCAUACACAUUCAAAUCUUUCUUUAAAAUUUUUCUUCUAGUCAUAAUUUUUGGGCUUUUUAAUGGUUUAAUGUUUUUGCCGGUAGUAUUAUCAUUAAUUGGUCCGCAAGCACACAUUAAAAGAGACAAAGAUGACAAAUCACCGGAAACAGUGGAACUUACCGGUAAAUGCCAAAUAUUAAUUGUCGAAAAAGAUACUUAUUAUGUGGAGACGUGAUAUUUACUUAACAUUCUUUAAUCGAAAUUUGUUUAGAUCUAAAAUUGGUGUUUAUUAAUCUGCUGCAUUUGCUCCAGGGUAGAAUCUUGGAUAACGAUUUUAUAAAGGUCCAUCAUCACUAAUCUGCCUGAGCUAUAUUUACAUCUUUUGUUUUCAUUUAAUUUUUAAUUCUCAAUAAAUGUGCCUACACAAUAUUCUAUUGUUAUUUUCUCAGAUUAUAGAACAAAGGGUUAUUUUAUUGUAAUUAAUAGCAUAUGUUUGAUUAAAAUAAUUAUUUAAUAUUUAAAAGCAAAUAAUUACAAUUUAGUUUAAGUGAAAUUAUAACAGAUGUGAUGAAAUAAUGGCAUACAAUUAUUAUCUAUCAGACGAACCCAAUAUUUAGGAUUUCUGAUUAGCUUAGUUCUACCGAUAAGACUUUUAUUUUAUUUAUGAAUAUGUUAGCAAUCUCAUGAACAUUAAUGAUAAAAAUAUAAUAUGUACAAGUAAUUUAUUAGUUAAAGUAAUACCAUGCAAACCACGAUAUUAUUAAUUAGGAUUUGAUGUGUGAUUUUGAUUAUGUAAGGCCGCUUGCAUCCACAUUCUUAAUUCAAAUUAAGGUUUAAACCUGUAUAAAAACAUCAUUCCAGCUUUGUAAAUUGAUUAAAAUAAAAAAGAGACAGAAUAGGGCUCAAAAGCUUUUAAAUUUGAUUUGAGAACUUUGGUGCAAGUGAGCCUUAGUUUAGUAAUUGUAAUAAUUAAUAAGAAUGUGAAAGUUUAGUGAGCGUAUACGAAUUAGAAAAGCGAAAGAAAGGCGUCUUGAAUUAAUUAAUCUAGAUGUCCGCGUAAGUCUAGACAAGUGAGUUUCAACGUUAAUAUGAUGCAAUUAGUCACCGGGCAAAUAAAUAUUGCCUUCACUCCUUGCAAAUGUCGAAUAGGUAGUAAAUAAUCUUUCAUAUCCGACGAUAUUUUAUCCUGUCCGAUAACAGUGAAUAUAAUUUGAAUCGAGUUCUGUAAUAACAAUGUUAUUUACUAGCCGUUAUUCUUCGUAAACCUUUUUAUUUUGUUACCGUUUUAAUUUAUUUAUUGUUUAUUGUUAAAUGAAACCUAUGUUAGUGUGUACAUGUUAUUGUGAGCAAUGUGGGCUGAUAUAUGAAAUUUCAAAAAAGUUAGGAAGUCGAAGUUGAAAAUAUGCCUUGUAUUUAUCAAUUUCAUAUCUUAUAGGGCAAGCUUCAUAAAGGUACAAUUCCGUAAUGGGCUGCAGGCGACAACCGCAAGCGAGACUGCGGCUAACGACUGCGGCUGACCGUGCAUUGUGCAGCCGCGGCAUCUCGCUGCGCUCGGAAUCAAUUUCAUAGAGAUUCAUAGAAACUAGUAGUGUCGCCUGCAGUCUGCAGCUGCGGCCUGUGGUCUGCGGUUCAGUUCGGACUUGUACCUUUAAGGUAACAAAGGUUUAAGAACUAUAACGUACGUACAUUCGCGCAAUCAAAGAAUAGAAUUGAAAAAAAGUCUAUUUACCCUUCACUCACAUAAUAUUGAAAUCCAUAGGUACCUACUAUGUGAGUGAGUGAGUAAUAGAAAACAGUAUAUUUUUUGUAGAGGUAAAUAAAAGUGCAGCUAUUUUUACCAAUGGCAUUCUUUAAUUAACUUUAUUAACACUAAAAUUUAAAUUAUAUACACUGCAAGUGGACCAAUGACAAACUAUAUGUGUAUAUGUAUUACCUAGCGUUAAAAACCUAGCACAGAAACUAUUUAAAUAUAGUUAUAUUCUUAUCUUUAAAUGUAAAUAAAUUUGUUGUGAUAACUACACGAAAUAUAUAUGUAUAUAUAUUUUUAUAGUUUAUUUUUCUUUUUUUUACUUCCAUUGCCAGACACAUUUACUUAGAUUAUAAAUCAUCUGGAAAUCUGCAAAUCAACACCAAUUUUUCUUGUUGAUUUCGAUCGGUCGGAGAUAAUAAAAACUAGGUACCUAUAUAGAUGGAGUUUGGCCCUUCGGCGCAGAAUCUCGCUACGAUUGGUCUUUAAAAUGAUAACUUCUUCUAUUUGCUUACGUAUAAAAUAAAUAAGAAGUAUUUCUAACACACACUAAUUAGCCUAGCCCCAAAGUAAGCACUUAAAGGCUUGUGUUAGGGGAUACUAGUGUAACGGAUAGUAUACAUAUACUGCUACAUAUAUAAGUAUAUUUUAUCUAGAAAUACAUAUAAACAUCCAUGUCUUAGGUACAAAUGCUCAUAUUAAUCGUACUAAAAUUUGUGCCACCUGGACCUCGCGAGUAAGACAACUUGAAACCCGGCGUACCUACCACUCGGCCAAGGAGAUCGUAACGAAAUAAUAACUUGAUUCUGAAAGCUGUUACCAGUUCAAAACUCUGAUAUGGUUCUGUGGCACUGUUACAACGAUGUCGUUCUUUCAAAAUAAUAAAAUUUAAUUAUAUAAUUAAAUUCAUUAGGUAGUGUACUUCUUAAUUAAUGUAGAUGUGGACUAUAACCACAGCUCUAUUUAUAGAUACUUACAGAACGUCACAAAUGAUGACCUGAACUGUCAAUAUUUUUAAUUAAUAACACAAGCUCAUACCUAGAGUUAGUGAAUGAAGGAUUAUUAUUUUUACCCGACUGCGUUCAAUUCUGUGGCACUGGCUCAAAUGGGGCGCCAGCGUUUCAGCUGCUCCUCCAAAAACGGUUCUAUUUUCUAAGACCGUCUACGCACAUCCUGCCGCAAGGGCAGUCUAAAGUGUAAAAGUGGGGAUGACCUUAUUAAUUACCUCCUUAAUUGUGAUAUGUGUUGGAAAGCAGGGGCAAUUUUCUACAUUUGAAUAAAAACGUUUUUUUAUAAAAAAGAAAAUAUUAAGACUGAGAAAAAGCAUUAAUCAGAAUCUAGCUGUUCAAUUCUGCUCAUCUCUGUAUUACCGCCGGAGUACGCCACAAUAUACGAACAUGCAUCCUUUGUGUAAACGAAAGUUUUAAAUCGAGUUUAUGAACGCAACUUAAAGUGUUGAAACAUUAAAAAAUAAACUUAAACUUGACAUUUGGUUGACGAUUUAGGUUCAGUGUUUCCACAAUGAGGGGAAAUUCCCCUUUUAAGGGGAAAUUAGGGUCCAGAGGGGAAGAAAAAGGGGAAAGACAUGAAAAGGAAUUGCGGGAAAUUAUGAGUAAAGCAUAGCCUAAAAUAAUAUGGCACGGAACAAUUUUUUUAUGGACUAUAACGUGGACUAGAGUGUUGCCGUAUAAAAGAAACUGUGGCAACACGUGCAGAUUUUAUAUAUUUUAUUUAUCUGUUAUAGAAUAAGAUAGUAUAAGACCUUUUUUUAGUUACUACACUAGUGCCAAAUCUAAAAACUACAGCAGAAUAAUUUUUGAGGGGAAAAUUGUCCUAAGAAGGGGAAAUCUGAAUUGAGGCAUGGGGAAAGGAAAUCUUUAAAGUGGAAACACUGUUUAGGUUAUCAACCAGCCAUACCCAUAGCUCAAUAUAUGAAAAAAAUAUCAAACAAUAUUAAUUAUCAAUAUUUAUUAUUGUUUCUUUACAAGUGUUUAGUUUUUAUUCUACAACUAGCGGCCCGCCCUCGCUUUGCUUUGGUGUAGAGCUGAAGUGUGGACUACAGUUUUUGUUCUCAGGCUUGUAUUAUACACAAUGACAGUCUCAGCCCGAUCGGUUUAAAAUUGACAAAGUUUCAUACAAACUUUCAUUCCCUAUUUUAUCCCCUUGGGGGUAGAAUUGAUCAAAAUCCUUUCUUAGCGGAUGCCUACGUCAUAACUAGGGAUGCAAAGUCUUUUGAAAUAUCGAUAUUUAUAUCGAAGUCAGGAAAACAUCGAUAACCGAUAUAUCGACCAUUUUAACUCGAUAAUAUCGAUAUAUCGAUUUUUUUUCUUUUGGUUUGUUUUAUUGACAUUAGAAUACGGGGUGAGUGUGACACAUUCAUAUGUUUGUUGGCGAGUUUCUCGCAAAAUGCAUUGAAGCAGCUUUUUCGUUAAACACGUUUGAUGAAAUCGUGCCAAGCAGGAUUUUUUUUAUUGGCUCGCACGGUUUGUGUUUCAGCCACGACAGGAAACCAAAAAAUUAAAAUUAUUAUCCUGAUCAGAUUACUCACAUUCGUUAGCACAAAUGCGCCAACCCGCAUAUGUGGGACGUGCCCAUGGCUUCAGAAUCGGGUAAGCCCAAAGCUUCCAAAAUUACUAUACCUAUCUUACUUUCUUGACUUGGCGAGCUUAAAAAAUUUACGCUUUUUAUACGAUUCUUAAUUUUAUUUUGUGUUUUAUUACACUGAUAUUAAAUUUCAAUUAAUCAGUAGUUGACAAUUAUCUAGAAAGAGAGGCAAGGAUUUUAUUUAAGUGCAUGAGUUACCAUUAGGUAUACGAUUAUAACUACAUACGUUGGUGUCGAUUCUGGCAUGAUUAUCUAAACUUAAAACUAAAUUCAACAUCAGUCUCUCCUUUUCAUUCUGUAUAGAGAAUGACAAGGAUACACUGUUGUCAAAUUUAAUUUUAGGUUUAGAGAAUCAUGCCAGAAUCCACACCAGUUUAGUAUAUUUCUUGGGGUUCAAGAUUUUUUUAAUACAUCUAUAAGCUCUUGAGAUUUCAAAGCAAUAGUUAUUUCGAUAUUAUUCAAUUUAGAUAGUCAUAGCAGGUACUAUUGUGUUCAAAUUUAGUCUACGAAAUAUCGAUAUUUUGGAAUUUCUGAUAUCGAUAUUAUCGAUAUCAGUGAAUUUUAAAUAUCGAUAUUUUGGUCUCGAUAUUAUCGAUAUUCCGAUAUAUCGUUGCAACCCUAGUCAUAACAUCUACCUGCAUGUCAAAUUUCAGCCCGAUCCGUCCAGUGAUUUUGGUUGUGCAUUGAUAGAUCACUAUGUCAGUCAGUCACCUUUGAGUUUUAUAAAUAGAUUAGCUGAGUGCUAAAAAGGGUUCCAAGAUUUUUUUGCAAAUCGUACUUUUCAAGCCACAAUACACAAGCAUGUACUUCGCGUUUUUACCUAUAAAACAAAUCGGGGAGCAAACAUGGCGGACGUAGGAUGUCUUUAGUCGAUACUUUUUAUCGAUGUUAUGUUUUUCUUUGUUGUGGUCAAAGCUUAUAGGGUCACAUGAAUAUACUGGAGAAAAGGGUUGAAGGCAGAGAAGAAUCUAUUUUAUUUUUUAAACAAUCAGAUAUUUUAUUCAACGUAAAUCAAAUUUACCACUGUUAUUAAAUACAAGGACAGCAAUAAGAAAUAGCUUAGCAAAUUUCACAAACCUUUUCGUUAUUCGUCUGCAUGUGCACAUUAUGAUAAAGGCUGGUGUUUAUUAACUUUUAUAAACCAUUAUUACAAUAUCAAACUUAAAGUAACUCAAGGGCAUGUCGAUGAUAUAUUAUUGAAAAUAAAAUUCAAGUGUUAAUUAUAAAGAUUUAUUUUAGGUGUUAAAAUUCAAGAUUCAUAUAAUCCGUUUAGGCUUCUACAAGCACAUAUGAAAGUCGAAAGCUACGCCGUCGGUUCUCAAAUCUACGGCAGGAAACCUUGUAUACUGAGAAGAACCGGCAAGAAACAUAGGCUGCUUUUUUCUCCCUGUCUUAUUUUAUACAGUGUCGUUAAAUUGAAAGCUGUCAUCAAAAUCAUACACACUUAUUGAGGUCAACUUCCAUAACAUAAUAUAAAAUAGGAAACAAUAAAUAUACAAAAGCCACGAAAUAUCCAGUUUUCCAUAAACAAUUUUUAAAAUAUAUGAGCUUUUGAGGAGACAAGUUUUAUAUGAUAACUUCAAAAAUUUGCUACAGGCAAUAAUUAAGGCCAGGCGGUUUUAUCGCUCGUGAGGUAGUUUUUGUGUGUAUCUCUUAUCUAUUAGACAAGUCCGUCCGUCCGUCUGUCUGUGGUGCUGUUUCAGCGGCCAAACCGUAAGAGAUAGAUAAAGAGAAUAUUUAAGUUAUAAGUUAAGAAUAGUCUGAGAAGACUACAAACCGGAUUUGAGUAACGUAGCACUUCCGGUUUUCAAGAAAUCACGAAUUUCAAACGAAACCACACAAAAUCUCCGAAGUUCUCAAUUAAUUAAAUACAUUUUUUUUUAAAUCAGGUUUUGGUGAACAUUUGGUUCAGUGGUUUGCUAGUAUUAUAAUAAUAACAGCUAACCAUUUCAAGGUCAGUCUAAGUAUAUACGGAUGUAUGAGAUUUAUUUGAGCAGGAUGGUUGACAGACCUGAAACAAAAAACAAAACAAAAUAUAUUUGUUUCUAAGUUUUCACGCACAACACUCAUUAAAUAAAACAAGUUUUGAACGAGUAUAAAUGUAUUUUUAACACUUUUUCACUGUACUUUUGAAGCUUCGCAACCUUUUCAGGAUGUAUGGAAAAUGUAGCAAGGUAUUUCGGGUCCGCUAAGGAGCUGUGGUAAUCACUGCAUACAAUUUUUGAAACCUAUUUAUUCCAUUUAUAUUUUGGUAAUAGCAUGUGUAAAUUUCAUAAUUUUGUAAUAAACUACAAAAUAUUAAAAGUGUAUCUAGUGAAUAAGCGGUUUUUUUGAGACCCAGAAGUCUAUACUAUGGUAUCAUUAUUUUUUAGAGUAACUUUGUAAUCGCUUUUCUUAACGAUUUUAGUUAAAAUUUUAGUUAAAGAAAGUUAAAGUUUAGUUACUUAUGGUAGUUUAUUGUUUUUCAUAAACUGAAUUAAUUCGUAGGGUUAAAUAAAAUUUUGUUCACAUUUUAAAUCUUAGUGGUGAAACCAAAAUUAUUAUAAAAUUCCACAUGCUAAAGUAAUUUUACAGGAAUUUCCAUUAAAUUUAAUUUGAAAUUACAUUUUUAAGUUUAAUUUACCAUAACAAUGAUAAAAAGUAGAUAAAAUAUUUUUUAAUGCUUUAAAAGUGUUUCAAUGAUUUUUAGCCUAUCCGCCUUCGAAUCAUAAUCAUAAUCUUUAUUUGCUAAAAACACGGUAUAUAGGUAUUACAUAAAGUGAAUUGAGCACGUGUUUUGCCAUUUUAAAAAUAGCAUGCAAAUACAUAAAUGGAACCAAUAAAAAAGAGAUUAUUUAAUUAUAACAUUUUCCUGUAGAAUUAUGAAUGUCAGAGUUACCUAAUAUUAUGUCAAUAAAAUAUACAAUAUCAACGUAUUAAUAUUACAAAAUUUCUAAAUGUCAGAUAUAAAAAAAAUAUGAAAAAGAUACAUUUAUCAUAGUUAUUAUAGGAUAAGUUAUCAUUAAUUUUUAUAAUUGAAAAAACUUUUGAGAUCAUAAAUAUUGUUUUCAUUUAGCCAUUUAUAUAGUUUAUUUUUAAAUAUGUUCAUAUUUAGCAUUUUCAUGUCGGGUGGUAUUUUAUUAUAGAUCUCGACACAAAGGCACAAGCAACUUUUCCUAUAUUUGUCAGACUUUGGGACCUCAUUAAAUAUCAUUCUGUAAGGGUCUCUAAGCCGGAAAUUAUUGACCCUCUUGAACAACUGCUUGUGCCCUUGGACAAACACUGCUAAUUCAUAUAUGUACAGCGAUGGCAGCGGCAACAAUCCAAGACUUUCAAAUAAUGGUCUACGCCAUUGGUCCGGCGGGAUUCCACAUAUUGCCCUAAAGCACUUCUUUUGUGCAAUAAAGGUUAUAUUCCUAUCCGUGCUAUUGCCCCAGAGUAUAAUUCCGUACCGAAGGAUGGAUCCUAUGUAGGCACGAUAACACAUAACAGCGGUUUUUUUAUUGGUUAAGUUUUUUAUGCUUUUCAGAGCGUACACAAAUUUAUUUAUUUUAUAACUUAACAUAUCUAUAUGGGUUUUCCAGUUUGUACUUUGUCAAUGUUUACACCUAGGAAUUUUAAACUUUCUACUUCUUUGACUUUUGCUACGUCUAAUGUAAAAUUAUAUUUUUUAUGUUUAGAUUUAUUAAAUUGGAUAUAAUAGGAUUUAUUAAUAUUGAUUUUAAGAUUAUUUUCAUUUAGCCAUUUAAUGAUCGUGUCAGUAAUUCCUUUCGUCAACCUCCGACAUUAACGUUAUUUAUUGGUAUUGUUUAAAGGGUGAUUAACAACAUUUGAAGUUAACCUCUGGCGUCUACAUAUUUGGUUUCUGUGAAUUAUGUGGGUAUAUCAUAUUAAGAGACUAGGAUAUAACACUGUAUUUUUGUAUAUCAUAAUCUUAGAGCCGGUCGUUGAUAUGAUAAUGCAGCCACUGCCAAUUUUAGAUAGUCGACGAAUAAAAGUAAAUGAAUUUUAUAUUUUCUUCUAAACUACUAAAAAGAACAAGUUAAUGAUCACUUUUUGAAAACGUUAUAGUUAAUUUAUUAAAAAAAUUACAGGCAUUAGAUAUAGAAGUAACGACUUGAUUUACGAGUAACUUCACACAUUUUUGCGAAAAUUGAGGCCCUGACCCUGCUGGUAAGGCCUCUAUGUUUUAAUAAAUCAAUCGGUCUAAAACCAUCGCAAGGUACUUAAUAAUUCCCGCGAUAUUAAUUCCCUUACUUAAAUGACAAGACUACGGCAUAUGCCACCUUAUAAUACUAAAAAGUGUGAAAUAAAAAUGAUAAAUUUAAAAAUCAAAAAACCCGACUGCUAAUAAAAUAUUACCUACUUCUUAAAAACUAAAAAAAAACAAGUCAUUUUUUCAUCCCAGUUUUUAUAGUUUUCCCUUUAUGUGGCCAUUAAACCCUAACUCUGUACCAAAUUUCAGCUCUCUGAGUUUAUGGGAAGUACUAGUUCUAUUCUGAUGAUCAUGAGUGAGUGAGUGAGUGUCAUAAAUGCGAAACUUUGCUUUCUCUUAACUUGGGAACUAAAUAACCUACAGACAUGAAAUUUUGGAUUUUAAGUAUGUGAUUAUAGCUUACUGAAUUACGAAAAUUUCUACGUUCUGGUCUUAUCCAGAGGUUCUCAAAUAGGGGCCUGAAAAUGCGGCGAAAUGGUUCCAGUAAAGGAUGGUACAGCAGUGUUUACUUCGCGCUCGACUUGGAGGGGGCACUGCCGUGCCCCCCGAUACAAAGUGUGCUAAACUAAUUUUGUCAUUAGGUCCAAUCAAGGUAGGUAUGCAAAAACUUUAAUGGAGUCUAGGACUGUAUUAAAAAUAAAAAAUGCUUACGUUUUUCAUGCGAGAAAUAAUAUAUCAUUGCGAGACCGAGUAAAUAACUCAUUUGUUUGAGGAAAAACAAUGAUAUUAUAUAAAUAUCAUUGAGGAAAAAUAAAUAAAAUUGCGGAAGUAUUUUAAUUUAAAGCGCCUUCUGAAAUGUAAAUAAAGGCAGUACCUGGUAGUAGUCAAGACAUUAAUGUCCUUUUGGUUUUAAUCGAACCUUAAAUGUAGUACUUACGUAUAAUUAUUAUAUUUAUCACAGUUUACUUUAUAAUUGCUUCUAAAAGAACGAUAAAAAUUGAGGAAAGGUACGUUAGUAUUACUUAACUAGGUAUAUUUUAUACGAAGCUGUGCUCUUCAUUAUCCACUUCACCAGGUAGUACUUUCUGAGAGUAAAAAAACGACUUUAAAAAAUAAAGUACCUACGAGUACAAUCUUUGACAUUAAUGAAAUGAAUAAAAAUAUUGAAGUAAUUUACGGUUGAAGACAUUUAUUUUCUCAAAAGAAUUUACAAAAAAUCCACUUACAGACAAAAAACACAGACAAAAAAAAUAUUACGUCGUGUCAACUAACAAUUUGAAAAGGUAGGUAGAUUAAAUUAACAACCAAAAGAAAACAAUCACAGUCUCUGCGCGUGCGAACAGCGGAGAUACAUAAAGGCAACAACACAGUGCAGGAUAUUGCGGUGCGAACAUUCUUACUUAGAAAUAAUAUGUAUAACAAAAAAUACGAAUCAUUUAAGUAGAAAACACAGAUCAAAAAUACGUAUAUUAUUAUAUGUAUGUAUAUAUGUUUUAAUAAUUUGUAAAUACUAGGUUAAGUUCGUCUUAGUAAUAAAGGAAACUUAUAGUAUGUUAUUACUGAAUGUUUUAUGUUACUUUUAUGAGUAUCACUAUAAAAGUAACAUAAAUGAUUGGUCUCGCUUCAAGCGAUUGAUGUGAUUUGACUUCGUAUAUCUUUUGUCAUUAUUUUUUGUAAUAUGAAUGCAAAUAUUAUAUUUAUAUAGUUUUUAUAUAGAUUGUUUCAGUAGGUGUAGUAGGUAGGUUCGGUAGUAGAUAGUAGAUACUUAAAGAAGAUUUUAAUAGUUUAUUUUAUUUGUAACCCUUUAAGAUGUGAUCUUGCUGCGGAUCCCCAAACUUCAAUUAUAUAUUCUAAAUUAGCUUUAACUAAGGAGUUACAGAUGAGAUAUUUAUCAUUUUUAGGAAGACAACCAGCUUAGGGCCCCAGCCAAGGAUGUUAGCUAUCGAGUCUACAUGUGAUUUUCAUGUAAAUUGAGUAUCGAGAACAAGGCCAAGAUAUUUCUCUGAAUUUACUUGAUUUUAAGUUGGGAGUGGUUAGUAAUAUUUUUGUUCUUUUAGGAGCGAAAAUAAUAUAUUUCGUUUUUAGUACUUUUAUAGUUAAUAAAUUUGACUGUAACCAAGUAUGCAGGAUGUUCAAAUCAUUUUGUGAGUGAUUUAUAAAUGUUUCGACGGAAUGACCAAAGUAAAAAAGACUAUUUGUUUCUUAGGUUUUCACGCACAUCACUCAUUAAAUAAAACUAGUUUUUACGGGUUAAUGCACGAAAUUUUAUUUAUUUAUUGACGUUUCG